Cordyceps fumosorosea ARSEF 2679 is the source of this 6825-nucleotide messenger RNA. Its product is annotated as acetyl-CoA carboxylase. Gene Ontology annotation, molecular function: metal ion binding; acetyl-CoA carboxylase activity; ATP binding. The record is from RefSeq and is a predicted model, not a curated record. The transcript is spliced from 3 exons. NCBI's taxonomy places the organism in Eukaryota, Fungi, Ascomycota, Sordariomycetes, Hypocreales, Cordycipitaceae. The coding region runs from base 1 to 6825 and encodes 2274 amino acids. Gene Ontology annotation, biological process: fatty acid biosynthetic process.
AUGGCUCCCGAGUCCACAAACGGCGCCAACGGCCACGCGUCAUACGCUGAGAAGCAUAGCAUUGCUCCUCACUUCAUCGGCGGCAACCGUCUGGCCAAUGCCCCCGCGAGCAAGGUCAAGGACUUUGUAGCCGAACAUGACGGCCACACUGUCAUCACAAACGUCCUCAUCGCCAACAACGGUAUCGCCGCCGUCAAGGAGAUCCGAUCCGUCCGAAAAUGGGCUUACGAAGUGUUCGGCGACGAGCGCGCCAUCCACUUCACCGUCAUGGCCACCCCCGAGGAUUUACAAGCCAACGCUGACUACAUUCGCAUGGCUGACCACUAUGUCGAAGUCCCCGGAGGCACCAACAACCACAACUACGCCAACGUCGAGCUCAUUGUCGACAUUGCCGAGCGCAUGAACGUUCAUGCUGUUUGGGCUGGAUGGGGCCAUGCUUCCGAGAACCCCAAGCUUCCCGAGUCUCUGGCCGCUUCCCCCAAGAAGAUUGUCUUCAUUGGACCCCCCGGCUCUGCCAUGCGCUCCCUGGGUGACAAGAUUUCCUCCACAAUCGUCGCCCAGCACGCCUCCGUACCCUGUAUUCCCUGGUCCGGUACCGGCGUUGACCAGGUCGAGGUCGACAACAAGGGCAUCGUCACCGUCUCCGACGACGUCUACGCCAAGGGCUGCGUCACCUCCUGGCAAGAAGGUCUGCAAAAGGCCAAGGAGAUUGGCUUCCCUAUCAUGGUCAAGGCGUCCGAGGGCGGUGGCGGCAAGGGUAUCCGAAAGGUCACCAAUGAGGAGGAGUUUGAGUCUCUAUACAAGGCCGCCGCCAGCGAGAUUCCCGGCUCGCCAAUCUUCAUCAUGAAGCUCGCCGGCAACGCCAGACACUUGGAGGUCCAGCUUCUCGCCGAUCAGUACGGCAACAACAUCUCCCUCUUUGGCCGUGAUUGCUCCGUCCAGCGUCGCCACCAAAAGAUUAUCGAGGAGGCUCCAGUCACCAUUGCCAACCCCAGCACCUUCAAGGCCAUGGAGAACGCCGCUGUCCGUCUCGGAAAGCUCGUCGGCUACGUCUCCGCCGGUACCGUCGAGUACCUUUACUCUCACGCCGACGACAAGUUCUACUUCCUCGAGCUCAACCCCCGUCUCCAGGUCGAGCAUCCCACCACCGAAAUGGUUACCGGUGUCAACCUGCCCGCCGCCCAGCUCCAGAUUGCCAUGGGUCUGCCCCUCCACAGAAUCCGUGAUAUUCGUCUGCUCUACGGCGUCGACACCAAGGCCACCACCGAGAUCGACUUCAACUUUGAGAACGAAGGUGCCGGCGAGAUUCAGCGUCGUCCUAAGCCCCGCGGCCACACCACUGCCUGCCGAAUCACCUCUGAGGAUCCCGGUGAGGGCUUCAAGCCUUCCAAUGGUGUGCUGCACGACCUGAACUUCCGCUCCUCCUCCAACGUCUGGGGUUACUUCUCCGUCGGUACCCAGGGUGGUAUCCACUCCUUCUCCGACUCUCAGUUCGGUCACAUCUUCGCCUACGGUGAGAACCGAGCCGCCUCGAGAAAACACAUGGUUGUCGCCCUGAAGGAGCUGAGCAUUCGCGGUGACUUCAGAACCACCGUCGAGUACCUCAUCAAGCUGCUUGAGACCGAGGACUUUGAGGACAACACAAUCUCCACCGGCUGGCUCGACGAGCUCAUCUCCAAACGCCUGACUGCUGAGCGUCCCGACACCAUGCUCGCCGUCAUCUGUGGUGCCACCACCAAGGCUCACAUUGCCUCGGAGGCUUGCAUGGCCGAGUACCGCGCCGGUCUCGAAAAGGGUCAGGUUCCCUCCAAGGACAUUCUGCGCACCGUCUUCAACAUCGACUUCAUCUACGAAGGCUUCCGCUACAAGUUUACUGCUACCCGCUCCAGUGUGGACAGCUACAACUUGUUCAUCAACGGUUCCAAGUGCUCUGUCGGUGUCCGUGCUCUCUCCGACGGUGGCCUGCUGAUUCUGCUCGACGGUCACUCCCACAACGUUUACUGGAAGGAGGAAGUUGGUGCCACUCGUAUGUCCGUCGACAGCAAGACUUGUCUGCUUGAGCAGGAAAACGACCCUACACAGCUGCGUACUCCCAGUCCUGGUAAGCUUGUCAAGUACACCGUCGAGAACGGUGCCCACCUCAAGGCUGGCGCCACUUACGCCGAGGUCGAGGUCAUGAAGAUGUACAUGCCCCUGGUUGCUCAGGAGGACGGUAUUGUCCAGCUCAUGAAGCAGCCCGGUGCCACGCUCGAGGCUGGUGACAUUCUCGGAAUAUUAGCCCUCGAUGACCCCAGCCGCGUUAAGCAGGCCCAGAGCUUCGUCGACAAGCUGCCCCUCUAUGGUGAGCCCGUUGUUCUUGGUGCCAAGCCUGCUCAGCGCUUCCAGCUCCUCCACAACAUCAUCAACAACAUUCUGCUCGGUUAUGACAACUCGGUCGUCAUGCAGGCCACCCUCAAGGAGCUCAUUGAGGUCCUUCGCAACCCCGAGCUGCCCUACAGCGAGUGGAACGCCCAGUUCUCUGCUCUGCACUCCAGAAUGCCCCAGAAGCUGGACGCGCAGUUUGGUCAGAUUGUUGAGCGUGCCAAGACCCGCAACACCGAGUUCCCUGCCCGCCCUCUGCAAAAGGCCUUUGCCAAGUUCAUUGAGGAGAAUGUUGCCGCUGCUGAUGCCGACCUGCUCCGCAGCACCCUGGCUCCCUUGACGCACAUUUUGGAGAUUUAUGCCGACGGCCAGAAGGUUCGCGAGCUCAACCUCAUCUGUGGUCUGCUCGAGUCCUUCUGCGAUAUUGAGGGUCUCUUCCGCGGCAGCGGCCAGGAGGAGAACGUCAUUCUUCAGCUUCGUGAACAGAACAAGGAGAACAUCAACAAGGUCGUCCACACUGCUCUCUCUCACAGCCGUGUCAGCGCCAAGUCGUCGCUCAUCCUCGCCAUCCUCGACGAGUACCGCCCCAACAAGCCCAAUGUCGGCAAUGUUGGCAAGUACCUGCGCGAUACCCUUCGCAAGCUUACUGAGCUUACCUCGCGCACUACUUCCAAGGUCUCCCUGAAGGCUCGUGAGAUUAUGAUCCAGUGCGCUCUGCCUUCUCUCGAGGAGCGUACCUCGCAGAUGGAGCACAUUCUCCGCUCCUCUGUCAUCGAGUCUCGCUACGGCGAGAGCGGUUGGGACCACCGUGAGCCUAACCUUGAUGUCAUCAAGGAGGUUGUCGACUCCAAGUACACCGUCUUUGACGUGCUAACCCUGUUCUUCGGUAACGAGGACCCCUGGGUGUCGGUUGCUUCGCUCGAAGUUUACAUUCGCCGCGCGUACCGUGCCUACAUCCUCAACAAGGUCAACUACCACUCUGAUGAAAGCGACAACCCCCAGUUCAUCUCGUGGGACUUCAAGCUGCGCAAGCUUGGUGAGGCUGAGUUUGGCCUCCCUAUUCAGUCUGCCGCUCCUUCUGCCCCGGGCACUCCUCUCGGCAACGAACUUGGUACUAAGCGCAUCUACUCCAUCAGUGAUAUGUCGUACCUUGAUGCCAAGAUCAGCGAUGAGCCUAACCGCAUCGGUGUCAUUGUUCCUUGCAAGUACAUUGAUGAGGCCGAUGACCUUCUCCAAAAGGCCCUUGAGACCAUUGCCUACCAGCACAAGCAGAGCCGCCAGACCACAGCUUCUGGCCUUAUUGCUGACCUCAGCGGCAAGCGCAAGCCUGCUCAACCUAGUACUCCCCGUGGCUCUUCGGAUGACCUCAGCGCCGUCAUCAACAUUGCUGUCCGUGAUGCCGAGAGCCAGGACGACGAGGAGACCCUUGCCCGCAUCCGGCCCAUUGUUGCUCAGUUCAAGGAUGAGCUCCUUGCCCGUGGUGUGCGCCGCCUGACCUUCAUCUGCGGCCACAGCGACGGCUCGUACCCCGGCUACUACACGUUCCGCGGACCUCUCUACGAGGAAGACGACAGCAUCCGUCACAGCGAGCCUGCUCUUGCGUUCCAGCUUGAGCUUGCUCGUCUGUCCAAGUUCAACAUCAAGCCCGUCUUCACCGAGAACAAGAACAUCCACGUGUACCAGGGUGUCGGCAAGGCCGCCGAUUCGGACAAGCGCUACUUCACUCGUGCUGUCAUUCGUCCUGGUCGUCUCCGUGACGAGAUUCCGACGGCCGAGUACCUCAUCUCCGAGGCGGAUCGCGUUGUCAAUGACAUUUUCGACGCUCUUGAGAUCAUUGGCAGCAACAACACGGACAUGAACCACAUCUUCAUGAACUUUAGCCCCGUGUUCCAGCUUUCUCCCUCGGAGGUUGAGCACAGCCUCCAGGGCUUCCUUGACCGCUUCGGUGCCCGUGGCUGGAGGCUGCGUGUUUCCAACGUCGAGAUUCGCAUCAUCUGCACUGACCCCAAGACUGGCCUGCCCUACCCUCUGCGUAUCGGCAUCACCAACACCUCUGGUUACGUCGUUGAUGUCGACUUGUACGCUGAGCGCAAGUCGGAGAAGGGCGAAUGGGUCUUCCACAGCAUUGGCGGCACCAAGGAGAAGGGUCCUAUGCAUCUCCUGCCUGUCAACACCCCGUAUGCCACCAAGAACUGGGACCAGCCCAAGCGUUACAAGGCCCAUCUCAUGGGUACUCAGUACGUCUACGACUUCCCCGAGCUCUUCCGCCAGGCCAUCCAGAACAGCUGGGUCAAGGCCGUUAAGAGCCAGCCUGGUCUGGCUGCCCACCAGCCUAAGACUGGAGACUGCAUUUCCUUCACCGAGCUGGUUCUGGAUGACAAGGACAACCUGGACGAGGUGAACCGUGAGCCCGGCACCAACAAGUGCGGUAUGGUUGGUUGGCUCAUCCGCGCUCGUACUCCCGAGUACCCCAACGGCCGUCGCUUCAUUGUCGUUGCCAACGACAUCACUUACAUGAUUGGUUCAUUCGGUCCCAAGGAAGAUAACUUCUUCCACAAGUGUACCGAGCUGGCUCGCAAGCUUGGCAUUCCUCGCAUCUACCUGUCGGCCAACUCCGGUGCUCGUCUCGGCCUCGCCAACGAGCUGAUGCCUCACUUCAAGGUCGCCUGGAACGACGUGACCAAGCAGGACAAGGGUUUCCGUUACCUGUACCUCGACCAGGCUGGCAAGGACCGCUUCAAGAACGAUGUCAUCACCGAGGAGAUUUCCGAGGCAGGUGAGAAGCGCCACCGCAUCGUCACCAUUGUUGGCCAAGAGGAUGGCCUCGGUGUUGAGUGUCUGCGUGGCUCUGGCCUGAUUGCCGGCGCCACCAGCCGUGCUUACAACGACAUCUUCACCGUGACCCUGGUUACCUGCCGUUCCGUCGGUAUUGGUGCCUACCUCGUCCGUCUUGGUCAGCGUGCUGUCCAGGUCGAGGGCCAGCCGAUCAUCCUGACUGGUGCUCCUGCCCUGAACAACCUGCUUGGUCGCGAGGUCUACACGUCCAACCUGCAGCUUGGUGGCACUCAGAUCAUGUACCGCAACGGUGUCUCUCACAUGACUGCCAACGACGAUUUUGAGGGUGUUUCGCGGAUUGUUGAGUGGAUGUCCUACGUCCCCGAGAAGCGCAACGCUCCCAUCCCUGUCAGCCCCAGCACCGACGGCUGGGACCGUGAUGUCAUUUACUGCCCUCCCCAGAAGCAGCCGUACGAUGUCCGCUGGAUGAUUGCCGGUAAGCAGGACGAGACUGGUUUCCAGAGCGGUCUCUUCGACAAGGACUCGUUUGUUGAGACCCUGGGAGGCUGGGCCCGCACGGUUGUCGUCGGCCGUGCCCGUCUUGGCGGCAUCCCCAUGGGUGUCAUUGCUGUCGAGACUCGUAGUGUCGAGAACACUACGCCCGCUGACCCCGCCAACCCUGACUCGAUCGAGCAGGUCAGCAACGAGGCUGGUGGUGUGUGGUACCCCAACUCUGCGUUCAAGACUGCGCAGGCCAUCAACGACUUCAACAAUGGUGAGCAGCUGCCACUGAUGAUUCUCGCCAACUGGCGUGGUUUCUCUGGUGGUCAGCGUGACAUGUACAACGAGGUACUCAAGUACGGUUCGUUCAUCGUCGACGCCCUCGUCAAGUACGAGCAGCCCAUCUUUGUUUACAUUCCUCCUCACGGCGAGCUUCGUGGUGGUUCUUGGGUCGUUGUUGAUCCCACCAUCAACCCCACUGUGAUGGAGAUGUACGCCGACGAGGAGGCCCGCGGUGGUGUGCUGGAGCCCGAGGGUAUCAUUGGCAUCAAGUACCGCAAGGACAAGCAGCUUGAGACGAUGGCGCGCAUGGACGAGACGUACGCGCAGCUGAAGAAGAACCUGGCGGAUGCCAACACCUCCAAGGAGGAGGCGGAGGAGAUUAAGAACAAGAUGGCCGCACGCGAGCGCCAGCUGCUCCCUGUGUACUCGCAGAUUGCCAUCCAGUUUGCCGAUCUCCACGACCGCGCGGGCCGCAUGAAGGCCAAGGGCACGAUCCGGGAGGUGCUGGAGUGGUCCAACGCUCGCCGGUUCUUCUACUGGCGCGUGCGCCGCCGCCUCAGCGAAGAGUACAUGCUGCGCCACAUGUCGAGCAGCACGCUGACGGCGAGCCAGAAGGAGUCGGUCGCCAAGGCCAACGCGGCGCGCGAGCGCAACCUGGAGCUCCUCAAGAGCUGGUCGGGCAUCGCGUCGUGGGACAAGGAUGACCAGGCGGUUGCGGAGUGGUACGAGAAGGAGCGCCGGACGAUUGGCGAGAAGGUCGAGGCGCUCAAGGCGGAGAAGCUGUCGGGCGAGCUGGCCGAGGUGGUGCGCCGCAACAAGGAGGCGGGCUUCAAGGGGAUUCGGGAGGUUCUCCGGGUCAUGCCUCUGGAGGAGCGUGAUGUGAUCUUGAAGUUCCUGAAGGAGUAA